Messenger RNA from Rhodotorula toruloides NP11, 1068 nucleotides. Its product is annotated as bax inhibitor family protein. Bases 1 to 1068 code for a protein of 355 amino acids. Gene Ontology annotation, cellular component: mitochondrial inner membrane. The transcript has 4 exons. Lineage: Eukaryota; Fungi; Basidiomycota; Microbotryomycetes; Sporidiobolales; Sporidiobolaceae. The record is from RefSeq and is a predicted model, not a curated record.
AUGGCAGCAGCAUUCACACGCACGCUCGUAUCGCACACAGCGCUCCACGCACACGCGCCCGUCGCACCCGCCUCACUCCGCUUCGCCGCCGUCUCCGCGAAACCCUCAUCAUCGACCCGCCUCUUCUCGUCCUCCGCCCGCGCAGCGUUCUCGCACCCGACACCCAGACAGCCUAGCUCGGCUUUCGAGGCUCUCAAGAGCGCGUGGACCCGCGCCGGAGCGAAGAGAGGGGUGGCGACCGCCCCGAACGAGGCCUAUGGGUACGGAGCGGGAGCGAGGCAGGGCAUCGACUGGGGCAAGGUCGGCAUCAACGUUGGAGUCGGCAUUGCAGGCGCCGUCGGCCUCAACCUCCUCCUCAACCGCGAGACGAAGCCGCUCGAGGGCUUCGAGUGGGACUACCUGCGCUCGACGUUCAAGUACACGGGCGCGGGUCUCGCCAUCACCGCAGGAACGGCCUUCCUCGCCUUCCGCAAUGGCGCGACCUACCGCAUGAUGGCUUUGAACCCGUGGCUCGUCGCGGGUAUCUCGCUCGUUGGAGGAAUUGGCACGAUGAUGGGCGUCUACUACACCGCGCCCGACUCGCCGGCGCACUACCUCUGCUGGGCCGGAUUCUCGGCCAUGCAGGGUCUCACCCUCUCGCCCCUCUUUUUCAUCGCGCCGCACAUCCUCGGCCGCGCCGGUCUCUACACCCUCGGCGCGACGGCUGGCAUCUCCUACGUUGGCUCGACCGCCAAGUCGGACCAGUACCUCUGGAUUGGCGGCCCGCUCCUCGCCGGCCUGGGCGUCCUCAUCUGCACCUCACUCGCGCCCUUGAUCCUCCCCGCUACGACCUCGCUUCGCACGCUUACACUCCUUGAGAGCGUCAGCGCUUACGGCGGCGUUGCCGUCUUCUCGGGCAUGAUUCUGUACGACACCAACAAAGUCCGCCACCACGCCAACCUCGCCCAACGCGGUGCCAUUCCCGCCGACCCGGUCCGCGAGUCUGUGGGCAUCAUAAUCAGCGUCAUCAACCUGUUCCAGUCUAUCGUUAGAGUCUUGCUGCUCCAGCAGGGUAGCCGUCGUCGUUAG